GGCAAAUGUCCCAUGGUUUAGAAUUUUAAUUGCUCUCUGUAGAAUCCCUGUGUGCCUUUAAAUCUGCAAAUUAGGUUACAAGCCUAGAAAAAACACUCAUGAAGUUUCCAAAAGAUGGAAUUUCAUGCAGGAAUAUUACAAUGAGUAAGGACCAACUACACUGCAAAAUCCUGACUGCAGAGAGAUUAUAAAUUUAAGACAUAGGGGGGAAUAGAAUUUCAGACUUUUAAAAAAUAAAAGCAAAGAAGCUACUACUGUGAUGUCACACACCCACAGCUCCUGGUCAGGAAUCUGAGACUAACCUGAUGAAGCUUUAGGAACUACAUGAAAAGUCCCUGUGCUGGGGCUUACAAACCACCCAUGUCUUAUCACCGUUACAUCUGUGAACACAUGAUAAACACCCAAACCUUCAGGCUUGAGGUUAGCAGAAAGGAGUGAAACCUGCACUACCUUCUGGUCUGCUUGAUAUCAGUCAACCAUUCCCAUCAGCUCUCCGAUGUGGACAGGUCAAGCAAUUCUGACCACUUUCUCUCCACAAAAACAUAUUCUGACUCAUAAUAACCCAUGCUAUAACAAUACAUGCUACCAGCCACGUUACCAUGCAUAAUCCAGCUCUUUCAUAGCCACCUUCCUCCCCAUCAAUCCCCACUCCAUCUUGCACAGCACUGCAUGCCCAAGGAGCAGCUCCCAGCUGCAGGACACAGGUAGAGUAUGAAGCAGGCACUGCCCUCAGCAUGCCUCCCACCCCACCACCACCUCCUUCUUGAGAAACAGGAAAAGCGGUCUCUCUGGGCUGUUCCGUGAACACUCACAUUUUUCUGACACGCCUCUUUUAGGUAACUUCCACAUUAUUUGAAUGCUGAUUUUAACUGCGUCAAUCAGCACAUUUAGAAACCACAGGCACAUCUUAAAAAACACCAGACACAGCCAGAGGAAAAGAUUAACACUGUACUGGACUGCAAGAGCAGUCUCCAAGUGACAUCAGACCUUUGCAGGCUAAUGCUCAGAAGACCCCAGAGACUGCUAAGACAGGUUCUUGAGAUCCUCUAGCAGCAAAACCAACUCGCACAAGUUUACAAUGUCAAGCAAUGUUUCACAAUGCCACGUUGUUGAAGAAAUGGAACCUUUUACCUAUUUUUACUACUUGAUUUUUCUCAUGGGAUUUAUUGGAAGCUGUUUUGCACUAUGGGCAUUCACACAAAGAGAUCAGAAACAGAAGUGUAUGAGCAUCUACUUAAUUAACCUCUUAACAGCAGAUUUUUUGUUGACUUUGGCACUGCCAGUAAAGAUUAUUGUUGACCUAGGAGUUGCGUCCUGGAAACUGAGAAUAUUCCACUGUCAAGUUACAGCAUGUUUCAUCUACCUGAACAUGUAUUUAUCUAUUAUAUUUCUGGGAUUUGUAAGCAUGGACCGUUGUCUUCAGCUAAUGCACAGUUGUAAGACAUACCGCAUUCAGGAGCCUGGAUUUGCCAAGAUGUUGUCUGCAGUCAUAUGGACAAUGGUUCUCCUUAUAACAGUACCUAACAUGGCUAUUCCAAUAAAAACCAUUGAAGAACAACCUGGUGCAGGAUGCAUUGAUUUUAAAACAAAAUUUGGAAGAGACUGGCACGUGUUUACUAAUUUCAUAUGCACAGCAAUAUUCCUGAAUUUUUCAGCUGUGAUACUGAUUUCCAAUUUCCUUGUUGUUCGACAGCUCUACCAGAACAAAUACAGUGAGAGUUAUGCAAACGUGAAGAAAGCCCUCAUAAACAUACUCCUGGUAACUGCAAGCUACCUGCUAUGUUUUGUGCCAUACCACAUUGUUCGUAUCCCCUAUACUUUGAGCCAAAGUGAUACCAAUACCAGCUGCUCUCUGAAACAAGCUCUCUUUAAAGCUAAAGAAUCUACCUUGCUGUUUGCCAUAUCACACCUCUGUUUUGACCCUAUUCUGUAUUACCAUCUUUCCAAAUCGUUCAGACUGAAAUUCACUGAAACUUUUGGCACAACUAAAGAGACACAGGUUUUCACAGACAAAGAGGUACAACACAGAAGUGAGCAGCAGAUGCAAAAGUACCAAUUUUAAAAUACAUCAGAGGAGUGUUCAGAUCUACAGUACAAACAGCCGAGGUGCAAUUGCAAGCAUGGUUACCAUGGGAAAUGACUUUCCUGCUGAAACAUGAGCCCAAGCAGAAGGAAAAAACUUGAACCAUACCUACCACUUUGUUAUACAUUCACACAGCAGGUCUGGACUAACAGAACCUUAAUAAAGCCCUUCAGAAACAGUUCAAAAUGCCAGUGAUGCCCUUCCAGGGAUCAGCAACACUUAAGAACGCAAGAAAUCAGACAAAUUCAAACGUACCUUGUAAUUAUUUGUGGUAAACACCUGAGCUCACCUUUUCUAAGUUAAGUAUUGUAUAGUUACUAUAUUAACCAACUUGGUGCAAUCGAAUGAAGAAAGUAAUUUAAAGCAGUUCUUCAGCUGCAAAGUUUUCAUAUAUACACUUAACCCAAAAGCAUUUUAAAGGGCAUUAUUUACUCCAGAAAGUGAUUUUAAGCUGCAUUGACUGAAAGUUGUUGUAUCUGCUUAUGUCAUACCUGCAGUUUUUAUAAAUAAAUUUCUUAUUGCCAAGUU
Molecule: messenger RNA, 2611 nt
Organism: Pezoporus flaviventris
Lineage: Eukaryota; Metazoa; Chordata; Aves; Psittaciformes; Psittacidae
Gene: GPR171
Product: G protein-coupled receptor 171
Exons: 2
Coding region: 1079-2062 (327 amino acids)
Biological process (GO): G protein-coupled receptor signaling pathway
Cellular component (GO): membrane
Molecular function (GO): G protein-coupled purinergic nucleotide receptor activity
Source: RefSeq, a predicted model, not a curated record